Messenger RNA from Sphaerulina musiva SO2202, 489 nucleotides. RefSeq lists its product as uncharacterized. Lineage: Eukaryota; Fungi; Ascomycota; Dothideomycetes; Mycosphaerellales; Mycosphaerellaceae. The coding region runs from base 1 to 489 and encodes 162 amino acids. The record is from RefSeq and is a predicted model, not a curated record. The transcript has a single exon.
AUGCAAGGAAGACUUCACUUCCGUACACAAGAGCAGGCCACGAAAGCACAUUACGACGUCGUGCUUGUCAUCGUCCAAGAUCAUCGUGGCGGCGGCAGGUAUAUCGUGCCUGAUGCACUGAUGCCGUUACCAGAGAAUUUCGGAGUGAACGGAGUGAAGAUCAGAUCUUCGAUCUUUAAGGAUGCUAUUUCAGUCUCCUAUACGCACGGAGAAGGUCGCCAGACCCCAGAACUGGGACAGCAGAGUGUCUGGCACGGUGGCAACGCUUGGGACAGGAGGACGAUAAUUGGCAAUAACAAUGAGGCUGGUGGGUGGCAGAGGGGUCGGAGAGGGAGGGUCACGACGAGCGCUUGGGCGCGUUCGAAACGAGAAGUGGAUCGUAAAUGGAAUGAUGGGACUACAACAGGAACGCAAGUGGAAGAGACGUGGCCCGGGACGUCGUCGGCAGCUGCAGGGCGGACAGGGAUGCGCAUAACGGGCACACCUUAA